UGCUUUCACAUUUACUGCAGCGGGGUUUGCCGGUGCAGCCUUCGUGUUUUCUGCUUAUUACUCCUAUGCUUAGCAAAAAUUUACCAGUUCUGAUGAUUUCACUUUAAUAAAAUCAACCUGUUCAAAAAACCAGGGCAGAACGAUGGCUUGUGCCGCGAUAAGCGAUUUCGCGUUGUUUUUCUUGGCUUCUGCGGGUAUUUUACUCGUGAACGCUGUGCCAACAAAACGGGAGACUAGCCUUUCCGGAAUGCUGGGCGCACUGGAUCGUCUUACGGCGGCACUGGAGACAUGCUGGAACUACACCGCGUGGAAUCUAAUCAUCCAAGCGGAGCAGGCACACCGGGGGAAGAAUCCUGUCUGGCUGCCGCAGCUCUCGAGGCCCCCUCCCGACCCUAAAGGUCACGUGCACCGUCCCUACCUGGACGAGACGAUCAGCCUGCCGUGUGCGGUUGGAUCAAGUCAGCCGAAUGAUGUGGUGUGGAAACACAAAGGUCACCAGUUACCCCUUAACCAGACGACGGGAGCCGUUCGCCACAGCCGCGCUCAUGACAACGCCCUGAUCCUGCACAACGUCACCUACGCGGCGUGGGGCAAGUUCGAGUGCCACCAGCGCUGUCCGAACUCCGGAUUAGGAACGUUCUGCCUGCAAGCAGAACACUGGGUCUUCCCCAAACCUCUUCCCGAUGUCCACGAGGUGUACGCGCAGUUAAUGCCGGAGGUCACUGUGCCGCGAUACAUGCCGUUCGCGGUGACCUGUCAGCUGGAUUUCCCCUGUGGUCCCAAUCCGGCGCAGCACUUCAUCUGGCGCUACCGCGGAAUGUACCUGGCCUGGCCGCCGGGUCACUACCUGCAGCAGACGGCCUGUAUCGAAAAAGACCGGCAGACGCUGAUGAUCCACACCACCUACUCCGAGAUAACGGGCGCCGACGGCCGCCUGCACUGCGCCUCCACGCUGACGCUGCACGUGCCCUGGCCGAACCACACCGGAGCCAAGCUGGCGUGCUGGGCACGCUCCGACACCACGCAGCAGGAGUGGUACAUCCUCACCACUCCCGUCCGGUUUAAUGGGAGUUUACCCUUCCCCGUAUAAACGCCGGCGGACGCGGAACGGUCCCGAAACCCAGAAAUGUUCCGAGGCAACAAUUUUGUGACACCGCGAUUUUUUCUUCUGAAAGAUCUUCACCGACCGAAAUCCUCCAUGACUGGUUUCUCCAACAAGCGAAGCGGGG
This is a messenger RNA of Paramacrobiotus metropolitanus, 1229 nucleotides long. RefSeq lists its product as uncharacterized. The record is from RefSeq and is a predicted model, not a curated record. NCBI's taxonomy places the organism in Eukaryota, Metazoa, Tardigrada, Eutardigrada, Parachela, Macrobiotidae. The transcript is spliced from 3 exons. The coding region runs from base 143 to 1090 and encodes 315 amino acids.